ACACAAUGGUGUGAGAUAGCUUUGCAGGAACACUAUAUAAAGCCACCCUGCAAGCCCAUAUUCACUUGUCACACUGGAAUUAAAUUUUAUUCAUAGUGUGUCUUUGAAAAACAUAUACGAUAGCUAUCUGAUAUAGCUAUGGGAAGCUCUCCCAUUGUUGUUUCUUUUCUAAUACUAAGUUUUCUAGUUACUCUGAGCAGCUUUGCUGGAGAAACAGAGGCUAGAGCUUUCUUUGUUUUUGGAGAUUCACUUGUUGACAAUGGAAACAACAAUUACUUAGCCACCACUGCUAGAGCUGACGCUUAUCCUUAUGGCAUUGACUAUCCAACUCGUCGUCCCACAGGCCGUUUCUCUAAUGGCCUUAACAUUCCUGACAUUAUCAGUGAGCAAAUUGGCUCAGAACCCACAUUGCCAUAUUUGAGUCCAGAGCUCACUGGUGAAAAACUCCUUGUUGGCGCUAACUUUGCUUCUGCUGGGAUUGGGAUCCUCAAUGACACUGGAAUUCAGUUUCUGAAUAUAAUUCGGAUAUACAAACAGUUGGAGUACUUUCAGCAGUAUCAAGCACGUCUAAGCGCUCUUAUUGGAGCUGAAGGUGCACAAGAGCUUGUUAAUCAGGCACUGGUACUCAUCACCCUUGGUGGCAAUGAUUUUGUCAACAACUACUACUUAGUGCCUUUCUCUGCCAGAUCUCGACAAUUCGCUCUUCCGGACUACGUUGUGUUUCUCAUUUCAGAAUACCGCAAAGUCCUUGAGAGGCUAUAUGAGUUGGGAGCAAGACGGGUUUUGGUUACUGGAACUGGACCACUGGGAUGUGUUCCUGCAGAAUUGGCUAUGCGUAGCAGAAAUGGGGAAUGUGCGGUUGAGCUGCAACGAGCUGCUGCCUUAUUCAACCCCCAACUUGUGAAUUUGAUUAAUGGACUUAACAGUGAAAUUGGUUCAGAUAUCUUUGUGGCUGCUAAUGCACUCCAAAUGAACAUGGACUUCGUCAGUAACCCUCAAGCUUAUGGAUUUGUUACAUCAAAGAUAGCAUGCUGUGGGCAAGGACCCUACAAUGGGAUUGGACUGUGCACUGUUGCAUCAAACUUGUGCCCAAACAGAGAUUUGUAUGCAUUUUGGGAUCCGUUUCAUCCAUCAGAGAAGGCAAACAGAAUCAUUGUGCAGCAAAUCUUUACAGGGUCCAACAAGUACAUGAACCCAAUGAAUCUUAGCACUAUUAUGGCCUUGGACUCAAGGACAUGAAAAAAAAAAAAAAAAAAAAAAAAAAACAAAACUCAUAUCCAUUUCUUUCAUGUUGUCCUAGCUAGUGUUAUUGCCAUUGUUUUAUUUUCCUUUUGGUGGUACUAAAUUUUUAGUGUGAUAUUUUUAAUAAGUAAUUUCUGCUCGUCUCCAUUGGCUGCGGUGUGAGGGUAUUUUUAUAAUUUUAAUUUUGUUCGUGGAAGUCACAACUCAACUCUAUUAGAAACAUGUUAAGUGUGGUUAGUUGUUAUUUGUGGCAUACGACAAUAUGGCUUUGAAUUGAGAGAAGGAAAAAAAAUAUAUAUGCUGUAAUUGUUUUGGCUUUUCUUGUUCAUAUUUCAGAUUUCAUAUUCACUUUGUGCACAAAUUGUUCCUUUUCCUUAUCAAAUAAAGUGCAACUUCUACAUUA
Ziziphus jujuba (common jujube) is the source of this 1645-nucleotide messenger RNA. Its product is annotated as GDSL esterase/lipase LTL1-like. NCBI's taxonomy places the organism in Eukaryota, Viridiplantae, Streptophyta, Magnoliopsida, Rosales, Rhamnaceae. Gene Ontology annotation, molecular function: hydrolase activity, acting on ester bonds. The coding region runs from base 139 to 1239 and encodes 366 amino acids. The transcript is spliced from 5 exons. The record is from RefSeq and is a predicted model, not a curated record.